UGCAGGUUGGUUUUUUGCUUACCCCUGCAUACAUUUUGCUUACCCCUGCAUACAUGGCAUAGGACGUAAUUGACAUGCUUUGGAAAUAUCAUUGAAUCCUCGCAAACAUAGUGAGGAGCGCUUGUGGAUCAGUGAUUCUAAAGUUUUCAUCGACAGACUUAAAAUAUCUUAGUCGGCUAGGUGUGCACUUUAACAAUCCAAUUAAUUCUCCGGGCAAUAAAACAUUAGACAUCCCAUCUUCUGAAACCAACACUUUUGAUGUUAUUUGACGCACAAUAAUUUCUAUAUGCCCCCUGGGAUUUUCGAAAACAGUUUUGCUUAAAUUUGAUUUUAAUUUGAAUUUAGUACGAAUAUAUUGUUUCGAUAGAAGUUCUGAUAUACAGAUGUGUUAUAACUAAUAUUACAUAGAUCAAAUCGACUUUAUUGAAAAUAUGUAAUAUUUUCAAUAAACAACUAUAAAAUUUGAGUUAUACCCAAACAAAACCCUGUUUAUAUCAGUUUAUUUGGUGCUUGAUUGUUCGUCAGAUUUUUAAAUGCCCGGAAAGUUCACACCUGCAUAUCAAUUAUCACUAGCCGCUUUGUUAUUUGUAUUCUUUCUUUUCUCUGUUUCGUUUGCUGCCGCAUGAUUUCACUUGAGCAUUAUAAUCUCUUUAUAAUAACUGCGCUGACUAUGAGUUGUGUUCAAUACUAUUCUUGUUGGAAAGUUUGUUGUAAUCUCAUAUUUGACGCGUAAUAUGCACUAGUGUACUUGAAGAUGAAACAGAUAUAAAUAGCCCUUAAAUAUAUUCCAUCGAACCAUAUAAUGUUCAUAUAAGUAGCUCUCAAAUACGUAUAAGGUGAUUCUGACAGAAGUCGAGCUUAAAAGCCCAGCCAAACACCCGCGUAGUGUCUUCUAUCUAUGGAGAUGCAGAAACAUACAAGUUUACUUUUUCUUGCUUAUGUGUCAGGUGUUCUAGCAGCACUAGAGUUUGCGCGUAGCAGCGUAGUUGCAAGUUACUCUCCUAACAUGAGCUGCAUCUGGAGUGAGAAACAAGCUUUGCUUCGGUUCAAGAGAGGUCUCUUUGACGAGUUCAAUUACUUAUCGUCGUGGGUUGGAGAUGAUUGUUGUUCAUGGCGUGGAAUACACUGUUCGACUACAAGUCAUGUCAUUGAACUUGAUCUUCGAAAUUGUGCAUUAAGAGGUGAUCAGAUAAUAAACUCUUCUCUGCUUGAUUUGAAAUAUUUAAAUUACUUGGACUUGAGUUUUAACAACUUUAAUGAGAUUGAAAUUCCAGACUUUUUCGGGUCCUUUAAGGAACUAACUUAUCUCAACCUCUCUAGCUCAAAUUUUCAAGGUUUAGUUCCUCAUCAUCUGGGAAACCUCUCAACCUUACGUUACCUUGAUUUAAGUAAUAAUUAUGACCAUGAUUACGAUUAUGAUUAUGCUUAUUAUAAUUCACUAAGGAUUGAUAGCAUGAGAUGGGUAUCUGGACUUUCUUUUUUGGAACACCUGGAUCUAUCCACAGUCGACCUUUCAGAGGCCUCUACUGAUCCAUUUUCGACCAAAAAAAUAUUUCCUAAUUCUAUUUCAGUACUCAAGCUGGCCGGUUGUCAGCUCGACAACAGUAUCUUUAGUUCUGUUUCCUGUAAGAAUCUAACAUCUCUCGUUUCACUUGAUCUUGCUUACAACCACUUUAACCAUUCUUUUCCUCUAUGGGUUGUUAACAAUAGUGGUCUUGUACAACUUAAUAUCGGUUCUAACAAUUUUCGGGGGCCAAUUCCUAAAUCUCUAGAAAGUCUGACAGCCCUUUCAAAACUUGAUAUUUCCGACAAUAAUUUUCAAGGUUAUAUUCCUCAGUCUCUUGUAAAAUUAUCCAAACUUGCACACUUGUACAUAGACUCAAAUCAAUUCAUUGGUUCUCUGUCCGAAUCAUAUUGCCAUCUGUCAAAUUUAGAAAUAUUGUCUGUCAGUGAAAAUCAGUUGAGCGGAAACAUUCCAAAAUGCAUUGGAGAACUAUCAAAUCUCAGCGAGUUGCGUCUUCAUGAUAAUUACUGGGAUGGUUUUGUAUCUGAGCAUCACCUUAUGAACCUCACGAGGCUAAAAUGGUUGACUAUUUCUUCAAAGUCUAAUUUAGUGCUCAAUAUUAGUUCUGAAUGGGAACCUCCCUUCCAGCUCGAAAGAAUAGCGAUGAUGUCUUUGAAAGUAGGGCCCUGUAUUCCCCUCUGGCUCCAAAGACAAAGAGAAUUCACAGGUCUUGAACUGCGAAAUACAAGCAUUUCAAUCAUCCCAACUGAUUGGCUUGUGAGUCUGGUAUCUCAUGCAUACUUUGUCGAUCUAUCUGACAAUGAUAUCAACGGGGAGCAACUGUUGUUUAUUUCAACACAUUCGAAUCAUCUGCAUACAUUAUCACUCUCAAAUAACUAUUUGUCGGGUGGCUUUCCUCUGUUCAUAUGCAAUCUGACAUCAUUGAUGAUUUUAGUUCUCUCCAAUAAUAACUUAUCCGGAGAGCUUCCCAAGUGCCUAGGAAACUUGUCAGAAUUGAGUGAACUUGACGUGAUGGAUAACAAUUUCUCUGGUGAUAUUCCAGUUUCUUUAGGUUCUCUAGGAAAUCUCACUUACUUAAACUUGCACAACAACAAAUUUCAAGGGAAAUUACCUUUGUCUUUCCACAGUUUGGCAAAUUUGGUUGUACUUGAUGCGGGAAAGAAUCAUUUGAGUGACAUUCUUCCCCAAUGGACUAGAGAACAAUUACCUUUUCUCAAGUAUUUAAUACUCCGGUCCAACAGUUUCCAUGGUAAAAUUCCCACACAGCUUUGCCACCGCUCAUCAAUUCAGGUUUUGAACCUGGCAGAAAAUCAAAUCACGGGAAGCAUUCCUCCUUGUUUUGGCAACUUUAGUUCUAUGAUUACAGGUGGAAGCACUGAGCUUAAUAAAGGAUUGGAAAAUGAUAUUGGUGAAAUGAUAAGAUAUAAUGUGAAGGGGUCUGAUCUACAAUACACCUCUAACCUUAAGUUUCUGUUUUCUAUUAAUCUAUCAAACAACAAUAUCAGUGGAGAGAUUCCAGAAGAGUUGAUGGAACUUCAUGGUUUAACGAAUUUGAACUUAACAGGUAAUCGUUUAACUGGAAGGAUCCCUGACAAGAUAGGGGAACUACGUAAACUGGAUUCUCUUGAUCUCUCCAGAAAUGAACUAAAUGGUCCUAUUCCUCAGAGUUUAUCGGAACUAAACUCUUUAAGCAGCUUGAACGUCUCCUUCAAUGAUUUAUCAGGAAGAAUACCCACGGGAAGGCAACUCCAGACAUUCAACGAUCUUUCUAUCUAUGCUGGAAAUGACCAACUUUGUGGCCAAGCUAUAUUGAAGCCCUGUGCUGGUGACACAGAAUCACGGGCUGGACCUGGUAUCCUGGUUGGUUUUUUGAUAUUCUGCGGUUCUUUGCAUUUCUUUGAGUCCUGGAGGUAUUCUUUCUUUCACUAUGUCGAGCAUGUCUUUGACAAGAUAGCGGUUACCAGUGCUUUGUGGCGGAGGAAGUUCAAAAACUAGGAGGUGAACAUAUACUAGCGGUUACCAUAAUUCUUUUAUGUUGUGUUCAUUUGGAUGGGAUGUAAUGGAUUGAGAUGGAAUGAAAUCUUUACGCUUAUUUGAGGGAGAUUCUAAAUUAUUUAAACUAUAAUUGUACCUCUUCCGUUCCCUUUUUAUUGUCUCUUCCACAUUUACACAGUAUUUUAAAGCGCAUAAAAAUAGCAUUUCUCGUUUUUUUAUAAUGUAUAUAGAUGUAAUAUUUCCAAU
Messenger RNA from Daucus carota subsp. sativus, 3766 nucleotides. Its product is annotated as receptor-like protein EIX2. Gene Ontology annotation, molecular function: protein binding. The transcript is spliced from 2 exons. The record is from RefSeq and is a predicted model, not a curated record. Lineage: Eukaryota; Viridiplantae; Streptophyta; Magnoliopsida; Apiales; Apiaceae. Bases 899 to 3520 code for a protein of 873 amino acids.